Malania oleifera is the source of this 744-nucleotide messenger RNA. Its product is annotated as thioredoxin-like protein CXXS1. The record is from RefSeq and is a predicted model, not a curated record. Bases 201 to 578 code for a protein of 125 amino acids. NCBI's taxonomy places the organism in Eukaryota, Viridiplantae, Streptophyta, Magnoliopsida, Santalales, Ximeniaceae. The transcript is spliced from 3 exons.
AGGCCCACUGUUUCCAAUGUAGCUGUUUCACUUUCCGCAUACUGCAGAUUGCAUUCAGACAUGAUAUAUAAUUAAAAAAAAAAGAAACAGCUUUUGUCCAAUACUGAGGUGGUAUACAUUAAAUUACUAGCAUACUUUGUUGUCUGAUGCAGAGCCCUAAGAUAAGAGAAGGAGAAAGUGAAGGAGGAGACGAAAAAUAGAUGGAGGGCCGUGAGCAGGAGCACAAGUCUAGAGUCGUCAAGGUGGAUUCCAAGGAGUCUUGGGAUUUCUACAUGGAGCAAGCCACCAAUCAAGGAUGCCCAGUUGUGGUGCACUUCACUGCUGCGUGGUGCAUGCCCUCUGUGGCCAUGAAUCCUUUCUUUGAGGAACUGGCUUCCACUUUCCAAGAUUUGUUGUUUGUCACGGUUGAUGUGGAUGAGGUUAAGGAGGUGGCGGCUAGUCUGGAGGUGAAGGCCAUGCCCACUUUUGUGCUGAUGAAGGAGGGUAAGCCUGUUGAGAAGCUGGUGGGGGCUAACCCGGAUGAGAUAAGGAAAAGGAUAGAUGGUUUUGUGCAGUCAAUUCGUGUAUAUGUAGCCUAGCCUAAUCUUUAAGAGUUUGUGCUUUAUGAUCUUUGUGAAUUGUGGUAAUCCAGGAUCCUCCACUGGCUAUGCAUAAUGAUGAGCUGGUGAUUGUGGCCUUUGUGUGAAUUGUAUCUCGUACCGUGUAAAUUAUUGCUGUUUGAUAUGAUUUCUAUUUCUGCUUUUA